AUGACUAUCACCGGCAGCUGCUUGUGCGGCAGUAUCCAAUACUCCGCAGACGUGGACCAAUAUACCUCCGCCCUUUGCCAUUGCACUGACUGCCAGAAGUGGACCGGCGGUGCCUUCACGUCCAAUGCGCUCGUCCCCCGCUCCAGCUUCAAGGUGACCAAGGGUACCCCGAGCACCUACGAUGUCACCGGAAAUAGUGGAAAGAUCAACAAACACUUUUUUUGCUCCGGGUGUGGCUCCAGCCUGUACACCGAGCUGGAGAUUAUGCCUGAUUCCACUGUCAUCAAGGCUGGUGGGCUUGACAAUGGGGCGGCGAAGCUCGGUGGCAAGAUUGAUUUAGAGCUUUACGUUAAGGAUCGCGUGCCUUAUUUGGCUGCUGCAGAGGGUGCGAAGCAGCAGGAGGCUAUGUAA
Penicillium chermesinum is the source of this 411-nucleotide messenger RNA. RefSeq names its product GFA family protein. NCBI's taxonomy places the organism in Eukaryota, Fungi, Ascomycota, Eurotiomycetes, Eurotiales, Aspergillaceae. Gene Ontology annotation, molecular function: carbon-sulfur lyase activity. The record is from RefSeq and is a predicted model, not a curated record. The transcript has 4 exons. The coding region runs from base 1 to 411 and encodes 136 amino acids.